AUGGUUAGGAACUACGUCCGAAAAAGCAAAAGGGCUACCUCCUAUACAAAAGAAGAUUUACAACGGGCUAUGGAAGAAGUGAGGUCUGGAAGAAUUACAGCAUACAAGGCCAGUCAAAGAUUUAAAAUUCCUAUGAUGACCCUGAAUUAUCGUUUAAGAGGCAUUCGAGGGGUAAAGAGCAGUAGUCAAGGUAGGAGUACAGCUAUUCCUAUUCAGGAAGAAAGAGAAGUCCUUAAAAUUGUUGGCGAUUAUGUUAAACGAAACAAAUUAAAGACUCCUUUUAAAGCAGGAUUGGCAGGGGAAGAUUGGUUUCUUGGAUUUUCGAAACGACAUGGUUUGUCCAUUAAGAAGCCACAGUCAGUAGAAUACGCCCGCAAAAAAAGUUUGGAUCCGUUCAUUAUUAACAAAUAUUUCGAAUUAUUGAAGAAUAUUCUUGAUAACUUAGGCUUGCGUGAUAAGCCACACCUCAUCUGGAAUCUUGAUGAGUCCGGUUUUUGUAUGGAUCCAUCUAAGACGAAAGUUGUAGGCAAAAGGGGAACAGCAGCUUCUCGUACCACAGCAGGUGCUGGACGAGAAAACAUAACGGUUCUAAUGGCGGGAAACGCUGCUGGGCAUAAGGCACCACCUCUUAUCAUAUUUAAGGGUAAAAAUAUAUGGAAUGAAUGGGUUGCUCCCGAUGGUCAAGGAUUCCCAGGUACAGCCUACGCGGCUACAGCUAACGGUUGGAUGGAGUCAAAUAUUUUCUUAAAAUAUUUUGAAAAAAGUUUCCUAAAAGAAAUUGGCGAUGCUAGACCAGUGCUAUUAAUUUAUGACGGUCAUACAUCACACGUCGACGAACGCCUUAUUGAGUGUGCUUUACAAAAUAAUGUGACAAUAUUAAAACUUCCCCCUCAUUCUAGUCAUUUGCUACAACCGCUCGACCUCAGUGUAUUUCGAUCCCUUAAAUCAAGGUGGGAUACCGAAGUUAUCGAGUGGCAAAGACAUCACCAGGGCCAACGAAUUCCUAAGAAUCAUUUUAGCAAGCUAAUAGGAAAGGUUUGGAUGGAAACUAACCCCGAUAUUAUAAUCAGCGGAUUUCGAAAGGGGGGAAUAUUUCCAUAUAACUCUGAAGUUAUUUCGAAGGAGCACUUUGAUCCACUUGCAAUGAAACGAUGGGAAAAACAUGAAAAGGAUAACAACAACCGCAAUGAUAUACACGUGAAUGACCAAGACCAGGCUGGUCCAUCUGUUGAUCAACCCAACCAGAUUAACAGAGUCAUCAAUGAAAAUGCAAGUGAAGGUAGCACUACUACUUUUGAAGAACUUUUGCUGGAAAAAGUGAAGCAGCACGAGAACAACAAUCUAAAAAAAAAAAGAACAAAGAUUGCAAGCGGUGCGGAAGUUAUAACCUCUUCGGAGGUUGUUGAAAGACUACAGGAGAAACAACAAAAAAAAACAACCAGCGAAAAAGAAUAA
Molecule: messenger RNA, 1455 nt
Organism: Diorhabda sublineata
Lineage: Eukaryota; Metazoa; Arthropoda; Insecta; Coleoptera; Chrysomelidae
Exons: 1
Coding region: 1-1455 (484 amino acids)
Cellular component (GO): nucleus
Molecular function (GO): DNA binding
Source: RefSeq, a predicted model, not a curated record